Messenger RNA from Egretta garzetta (little egret), 3224 nucleotides. RefSeq names its product heterogeneous nuclear ribonucleoprotein A/B (gene HNRNPAB). Gene Ontology annotation, molecular function: RNA binding. The record is from RefSeq and is a predicted model, not a curated record. Gene Ontology annotation, biological process: regulation of gene expression. Bases 25 to 813 code for a protein of 262 amino acids. The transcript is spliced from 7 exons. NCBI's taxonomy places the organism in Eukaryota, Metazoa, Chordata, Aves, Pelecaniformes, Ardeidae. Gene Ontology annotation, cellular component: nucleoplasm.
UUGUCUCCUUGAAAUUUCAGGAAGAUGUUCGUUGGUGGCCUCAGUUGGGAUACAAGCAAAAAAGACUUGAAAGAUUACUUCACCAAAUUUGGUGAGGUAACCGACUGUACGAUAAAGAUGGACCCUAACACAGGAAGAUCCAGAGGCUUUGGAUUUAUUCUCUUCAAAGAACCUGGGAGUGUUGAAAAGGUUCUGGAACAGAAAGAACACAGGCUAGAUGGACGACUAAUUGACCCCAAGAAGGCCAUGGCGAUGAAGAAGGAUCCAGUGAAGAAAAUAUUUGUUGGUGGACUAAACCCAGAAGCCACAGAAGAGAAAAUCAGGGAAUACUUCGGAGAGUUUGGAGAGAUCGAAGCAAUUGAACUUCCGAUGGAUCCGAAGACCAACAAAAGGAGGGGGUUUGUGUUCAUCACUUUCAAGGAAGAGGAUCCGGUGAAGAAGGUUUUGGAGAAGAAAUUCCAUAACGUCAGUGGAAGCAAGUGCGAGAUUAAGGUAGCACAGCCAAAAGAAGUAUACCAGCAGCAACAGUUCAGUAGUGGUGGAGGAAGAGGUAGCUAUGGCGGAAGAGGCAGAGGCGGAAGAGGCGGCGCUCAAAGUCAAAAUUGGAAUCAAGGUUAUGGCAAUUACUGGAACCAGGGUUAUGGGAAUCAAGGAUACGGCUAUCAGCAAGGUUAUGGUGGCUAUGGAGGCUAUGAUUAUUCAGGAUAUGGGUAUUAUGGAUAUGGACCAGGCUAUGAUUACAGUCAAGGCAGUGCAAAUUAUGGGAAGACACCAAGACGUGGUGGUCAUCAGAAUAACUACAAGCCAUAUUGAUCAAACUUAUUCAGGCCUGGCAGUGGUCACAGUUGAUGCCUACAAGCACUGGAUAUUCCACAAGUUGAAGACGGAAUACUGACUUGUUUACCUGAAGAUAAUAGGACUUCGGGGUAUUUCCUCAGAGAAAAUAUAAAUUUUAAUAUAAUUUCAUAAGCUUUGGAGGUUAGCUUGUCUUGUAGCUUCAGUGAUAUCAAACUUCUUCAAGUAGGAGCUAGAUAGAAAGCUGUUUAGUUUUUGCCAGCGUAUGUAAAACAAGACUUUUCUAUCUGCAUUGUAGAUUGUUUGUGGACACUUCCAGAUUCUUGUGCUUUCUGCAGUCAUUCUGGGGACUGAGCUCUCAUUGAUAACGUAGAGGCUCCCUGAACAGGACACGUGCAGGAUUUUGAGUGUAGAAGCCCACAGCGUGGUUUGGAGUAGUGAGUUGCUUUUAGUUUGGAGAUGACUGGGGGAGAUGGGAAGAGCAACUGUACAUUAAGGGAACAAUUACAGAUCUUCUUCCCGGUGACAUCAAUGAGAGAUUUGCCUUCAACCUUCCACAGAAGAAGAUUUUUAGCUUUAAUUUGGGACAGUAAAGGGGUUUUUCAAAAGCGCUAAAAGCCAGUGGGAGCUUCUUCAACUGCUCCGUAUGCCUUUAAAGACCCCUACACCAAAAGUGAUAGCUAACAACAUGAAAUGGAAGUAAAUAAAAUGCAUUUUCGUUGCUGUUUUGACUUACAUAAUUCUUGUUUCUUGAUUUAUUAGUUGAAUUUACAGUGAUGUAAUCUAUAUGGUGGCCAAGAGAACGGUCAGUAACUGGUGAAGGUGCAAGUAUAGCCGCAAAGCAAGCAACGCGUAGGUGUCGCUCCCGAGCGGCUAACAGGGCCGGUAACUAACGUUGGCUGCGGACGGCCAUUACAAGGCUUUCCGGGCCCACAGCCCCCGAGCUGGGUGGCCGUUCCAGCGUUUACCAGCAGACGACAAACGCUCCCCAGCCCACGCUGAGCGCAAGGGCAGUGGGAGCUUGCAGACAUCGGCCAAGCGUCACCCUGCCUGCGGGGCGCGCCGAGCACGCCGCCGCCGUUCCUCAGGAUAUCGGAGCAGGAGCUCCCUUAGCGCUAGGGCAGCUCCAGCAGGGCGAUGGCCCCCGCCGGCCGCGACCCUCGCUCGAGUCCUCUCCGGCAGGGCAGUAGCUGCCCUAAGAAAUGCAGCGGAGCAAGGAUCUAACGCAGAGCUCGGAUCUACUCAGUACACCAGAAAUUACUCCCUCCCGUGUUCUCUAAGAUCAAAGCCACCAAGAGCCCUUAGGUCAUCUGGUUUGAUGUCGUGGUCAGGCUCUUAAUUUCACCUAAGACUCCUACACAGAGCCUAGCAACUUGCAUUGGGCUAAAGUAUUUCCUCCAGAAAUGAUCUGUUCAAUCAAAAAGGCAUUAAAGUGAUGGGGAUUACAUCACUGGUCUGGUUAGGAUUAACCAGUCGCACCAUUAAAAAUCCAUGGCUUGCUUUAUUUGAUUUUGUGUAGCUGCAGCUCCCACCCGUUGGAUGAUAUUUGUACAUCUUUUUCUGUUCAAUUUAAGAACUUGUUAAUACAGAGCAUCUCCUCCCUGUAAAGGAAUCUGAUUGCCUCUUGAUCUUCAUUGUACGCUGAACAGACUUGGCUGUAAGCCAUUUUUUCCUCCCUGAAAUAAUUGUUUUAUGGCUUUUUACUGCAAAAUCUCUCUUUUUCUGUCAACGUCUUGAAAAAUGUGAACAGUGGAAUAGUUUGCAAAUUUUUAAUUGAUCUCAAUGCCAUAUGCAGAUACCAAAAUCAUAAUCCUCCUGUCAUUACCCUGCUCUGCAUGGGAUGUGCCUGAGAUGAGAUAAUUUAAAGAAAGAGACCCAAAAAGGGGAGAGAAGAGGACAAGGGCAGCAUGCAGAGUUACGGAGUUUACAAUUAAAACCGUGUAAACCGUGAAAAAUCGAAUGCAACCGGACCCUACAAACCAAGACAAUGAAAUACUCCAACCUCCCGCGUUUUGGGCGCCCCAGCAGCCACACUGUGCGCUCUGUUGUUUAGGAAAAGGCUUCAGCAGAGCCCUCCCUGGCCUGCAGCCCCCGCGCCGAAAGCAUCGCUAGGGGCUGCGUCCUGAAAUUCCGCAGCGGAGGUUUCUUGGGGAGCUUGGGUUCCGCAGUAACAAAGCGCUUGCACAUCAUCAGCCACAGGCCCCAGGACAGGACCCGGGGGUGCUUCCUCUGGAGAAAACAAAGCUUUUCUUGAUACUGGUGGGAAUAACCGCAGGUUUAGCCCAAGAAUUGCCAUGGCCAUCAAACCAUCAAACUGGAGCUUGGCUUUCUUUGCUCUGCAGGUUGCGAGUCCUCCCCUCGGCCGGCCGGGCGGUACACGGCAGCUUCUUCCGUUUCUAGGGCUGCAUCCUUUUUUUCUUCUUUUCACC